Molecule: messenger RNA, 399 nt
Organism: Glycine soja
Lineage: Eukaryota; Viridiplantae; Streptophyta; Magnoliopsida; Fabales; Fabaceae
Product: exocyst complex component SEC6-like
Exons: 5
Coding region: 34-399 (121 amino acids)
Biological process (GO): exocytosis; exocyst localization
Cellular component (GO): exocyst
Molecular function (GO): SNARE binding
Source: RefSeq, a predicted model, not a curated record
UAUCCUAGGUUAUACUAUGUAUUUUUGCAGGUGAUGAUUGAUUUUCAAGCAGCUGAAAAGAAGAGACUAGAAGAACCAGCUUCUGAAAUUGGUCUGGAACCUUUAUGUGCUAUGAUUAACAACAAUUUGCGCUGCUAUGACCUUGCAAUGGAGCUAAGUAAUAGCACCAUAGAAGCCCUUCCACAGAACUACGCUGAGCAGGUUAAUUUUGAAGAUACCUGUAAGGGAUUUCUUGAGGUAGCUAAGGAAGCUGUGCAUCAAACUGUCAGUGUGAUAUUUGAAGAUCCUGGUGUCCAGGAGUUACUGUUGAAGCUAUAUCAGAAAGAAUGGAGUGAGGGGCAGGUUACUGAGUACUUGAUUGCAACAUUUGGUGACUAUUUUGGUGAUGUAAAAAUGUGA